AUGUCCACGCGCGACGCGCCCAAAAUCCAAAUCGACCGCCAAUCCACCACCCCCUUCCACCUGAAGCUCUUCUACCGACUGAACAACUUCCACCAUCUCUCUGACUUCUCUAUUCCCCCAGUCUCUGGGGCAUCCAGCUCGGGCCCCGCAAGCGGUCCUAACUCCAUCCGAACGCGCAGCUCUCCCCCCCCUCCGCCAUCGCUCCCUGCCCACCUCCAGAUCUACACCUGGCAAUCCUGCACCCUGCGCGAGCUGUCGCAGCUUCUCACCUCCGCGUUACCAUCUGUAUUUCCCGAUCCCCCCAUCGGCACAAGGUUAUGCUUCCGACUUAUAUACCCGGACACGCGGGGAGCGGCGUCGCUCGGGCCCGACGCGAGGGGCAGGUACCUGAGUAAGGAUAUGGGGAGUCUGGUUGUCGGUGCGAAAGAAGGGCCUCCUCAGAGACGGGAUAGUAUCGAUCAGAGCGGGAGUAAUAAUGUUCCUUCUGGACCGAGGGGACUACGAUUGUCUGGUGAUGAUGCAGAGAAGACACUACACGACGUGCGAUUUGUGGUGGGCGAUUACGUCGAUUGCGCCAUUCUGCCUCCGUUAGAAGAUGGGUCGGUCGCGCCUCCUAUUGUAUCCGGACGAGGUGCUGGUGGGGGUAGUGGCUCUGUGAUCGGGGGUGGUAUGAGGGCUUUCCGGGAGAAUGGGUUCGGAGGGAGACCUGGUCGCGGUGGGAGGGGAGGAGGAUAUGGGCAUUCGGGCAUUCCCAGUGGUGAUUGGAGACGCGGUGAACGAUUGCCAGAUGGGGGUGGGAGGGGAUACGGAGGUGGUUCGAGGAGGGGAUGGGCGCCGUAUUAG
Molecule: messenger RNA, 843 nt
Organism: Monascus purpureus
Lineage: Eukaryota; Fungi; Ascomycota; Eurotiomycetes; Eurotiales; Aspergillaceae
Source: the annotation of a GenBank genome assembly